Messenger RNA from Phalacrocorax carbo (great cormorant), 3293 nucleotides. The record is from RefSeq and is a predicted model, not a curated record. NCBI's taxonomy places the organism in Eukaryota, Metazoa, Chordata, Aves, Suliformes, Phalacrocoracidae.
GCACAGCGUUUCCGGUAACGGUGCGGGCGCUGGUUGCGCUGGGGGACGGAUGGACGAGGGAGCGGCGGCGGCGGUUGGCGUGGGGCGCAGGGUGGCGGCGGCGGUGGUGUUGGCGUUGCUGUCCUACCUCCUGGUCGCGCUGCCCUCACGCUGCGCAGGCCAAAUUAAUCUGAAGAGUCCACAGGAUAUUCAGGUCUAUGUUGUAAAUACAAAUUUCACUCUAAGGUGGAACUACACUGGGAAUGAUACCGAUGUGACCUUUUCAGCAGAAUACCAGUGGGUUGAAAGUUUUGAGACAAAUGGAACAGAAUGGAAGGAGUUGCCUGGGUGUCAAAAAGUUACUUGCAUGGAAUGUGACUUCUCCUCAGCAAUAACCAAAUACUGUGACGAACAUCAUGUGCGUGUAAGGGCUGAAAGAGGGGAAGAAGUGUCUCCGUGGUCUAGCAUUUUUGUCAUGGUUCCGUAUUCUAUAGCUCAGAUUGGUCCCCCAGGAUUAAAGUUGCAGUCCACAAAUGGAGUAAUAAAAAUUAAGGUUUCUCCUCCAGAAGCAAAUCAGGUCCAAAAAAUGUGGAUAGAUGAAACAAGUUUUAAAUAUAAUCUGGUUUUCUGGGAAAAUUCAUCAAAUGCAGAGUUCAGAAGUCUAAGUAUUUUUCCUAAUGACAUAAUUGAUGACCUUGCACCGCAUACUACCUAUUGUUUCAAAGUUCAAGCAACUCUUUAUUUGGACACGCAAGAAGGCUUAUUCAGUCCCAUUCAUUGUAUAAAAACUACCCGUAAAGUGAGUGACCCCUUCUGUGCGACAAAUGUGAGCAUUCUUGCUUUGAAUAUGAAAUUUCAUCUGCAUUGGAAUAAUCAGUAUAAACAGUAUGUGAGCUACAAUGUACAGUAUCUCCUUGGGUAUCUAAAGGCAUAUUAUGAAGAUUACUCUGAGAAGUGGCUCAAUGUACCCGGAUGUGAAAACAUCACUGAUACACAAUGCAAUUUCUCAUCUGUCAUCAAUAUUGAUGGAUUUUAUUAUCUCCGUGUGCAGGCCAUGAAUGAAUAUAAUAAAUCGUGUUUAUCUAAUGAAGUAAAAGUGGAUCCUCUGAGAAUAAAUGAAAUUGGCCCUCCUGGUGUAAAGGUGGACAUCAGUGAUGUUUUGCUCCAUAUCCAGAUUUCUCCUCCAGGAGGACCUGAGAACAAAGCCAUGAGGGACCAUUAUGACUUGUCUUACUGGAUUCUGUAUUGGAAGCAUUCAUCAAAUAAUGAGGAGGAAGUAAAAAUGAAAGCAAUAAAACAGACAAUAGGGACAGUCUCUGGUCUAACACCCUCAACUUUGUACUGUGUAAAAGUACAAGCAUUCUCACAAGCUUACAACAAAAGCAGUCAUUACAGCAAAGAGGAAUGCAUCAAAACACCUGGAGAUAAAAUUUUACCACUGAUCAUUAUAGCAACAUUUGUAACUGCACUGGUUGCCGUCUUGCUGGUGGCUACACCACUUAUUUUUGCCCUGUAUCAAGCCUACAACAAAAUCAAAUACGUGUUCUUCCCGUCAUGCCAGCCUCCUUUGAACAUAGAGGGCUUUGGAGGACAGCUCUUAAGCAGUCCUUAUCUGUCAACUACAGAAGAACCAAUAGAAAAUUGUUCUAUAAUUGAGACUAUCAUCAUGGAAGAAGUAAAUCAAACUGGUUUUAAAGACUACGAACAUUCUAAACAGAGCAGUCGAGACUCAGGAAAUUAUUCUAACGAUGAUGAUACUUCAGGGAGCAAAACAUCAGUCGGAACACUAGAAAAGGAAAUAGUGUAACUGUCAAGAAAGUAAAAUUCAUAUCUUGGGCUUAUGUACCCUUUCUGCUGCAAGCUGACUGAAGUUAAAACAGAGUUGACUCCUCAUACCUUACAGCAUAUUGACAGACUUUUCAUCAUACGAUGAAAAGAAUACCAUCUGCGUAAAGAGGAGCAGAUCUGUACGCUUUAUAUACUUGAACAUGAUAACCUCAGCAAAAGCCUGCUCAGUUCCACAAGAAGUUUCUCGCUAUCGUAGAGGUUUGGUUUGAAUACCAGUGUGUACUGUGACAGAAGCCUUAAAUUCCAGUACUGACUCUUACUAGGUUUACACAGGCAGAAGGAAGUUAAUGCUGGAUACAGUGUUAAGAGAUUUUCUGACGUUCUCUUCCAGCCCCCUCAAGGGCAAUGCUUUUUGGCUCAGCCCGGCCAGAGAGAUGCAAAAGAUGCAAAGAGACUACAGUGGCCUCUGUGAGGUGGCUUCUCUGAGCCCUCUUCUGGAAUUCCUUAUGGCCGUGGCUGCGGGAUGCUCCCAGCGCCCGCUUGCUUGUUCGUGUAUCUGCGUCCCUGCAUCAGGGUGCUCUUCUCUCACAGCACUCAGUAAUCUGGGCAAAUGUGGGGAGGGGAAGCAGCAGGAAGGAAGCAGCACUUUGCUUCACUUUAUUGUAAUGAAAAAUUUCAUAGUGUAAAUAGAGGUUGGGUCAAAUUGUUUUGCACAACAUUUAGGACAAAAAAUAAACGUGCAAGCCAGAUGUGCGCUGUGAGAAAAAACUGAAGAAUACUUGUUGCUCUACGCUUCUAUGGGAGAACUUAUCUUGGGCCGCAUAUCUCCGGGACACAGGGCUCUACCCACCCUGGGGACAGUGAUGCACAGACAUCAAUAUGAUGGACACAAAAUGUCCGUUUAUUUGGCUGCGUCACACGCUUAUAUGGCUCUUGCGCUUCCUGUUCCUGCCGCUCCUAUGGGGAGGAGUCUAUCUUUCCGUCACAGCCCGUGAUCUUCCGGUCGCCGAUCCCUGUCUAUUCCCCUACAAAUACUGUUACUUUAAAUGACAAGGCAUGUUAAGAGGCAUAUUCUUGAUUAUUUCCCCACACCCCUCCCAACUAUGUAAUCAGAAGUGUAAAGUACUUCUAACUGAAUUGUAUUUAGAAAUGUGGAUCUCUCUUAACAAGGAGGAAACUUAAUUCUGUAACUAGAAGGACCCAAGUUGAAUUUAGAAAAUGCCUUUUAACGGAAUGGUGAGGCUGCUUGUCAUUCAAAGCUGCUCCAGCUUAGUCUCAUUUUGCCAACAGUCUUUUCUUUGUACAAAUUACAAGGAUAUGCUGCAAUAAUGUUUCAAUUUGAAGUAAUUUUUUUAAGUACCUUAUUUUAUGAUGAGAUUGAUUUUUAACUGGUUUUGAGCUCAAUGAAGGCUGUUUAACAAGCAAAGUUGGUGUUUAUUUUUUUUUUAAUUUUGAAGAAGUGAUGUAAUUUUGUAAGUUUUGUGUUCAUCAAAGAACUUAAUAAAUUUUGCACAUUUACUUCUUUA